UCCAGCUCGAGGCCGACAGAUAGAGAACGACAACUCCCCCUCCCUCCCCUCCAACUGAAUGGAAUCGUCUAUCAUUUAGCUAUGGUGGUGAGGGAGGAGGACCGGAGGGGGAAGCCUAAGGGGCGGAGUUUCCAUGCCGCGUGCACUGCAGCGCGGGCCAGAAAAGGCGAGCGGGACUUGGGGGGUCUAGACCCAGGAACAAGCGCAAGUGUGGGUGGGGCUAAAGCCAAGAACCUCCGAAAGAGGAUAAAUGGGUCUAGGAGAGGGUGUGGCUAGGCGGAUGCGCUUGCGUAGUUGCCGAGCUAAAGUAGGCGGUGAAAUGAGAGAUAAGCCUAUGCGCCUGCGCCAAGGCACGGGAAGCAAGGGGAGCGAGUGAAGAGUUUGAAGGGUGGGGUGAGGUUGAUGCGCCUGCGCAGGGGUGGCCUGAGGCCGCCUGGCCCAUCCCUUUUUUCCGUCAGGGGCGCUCUCUAGAGCUAGGGGGAGACAAAAGGAAAGAGACGCGCAGGCGGGUGGCUCCCCCUCCCCUUCUCCCUCCUCCCCCUUCUUCCUAUUCCCUCCUCCCCUCUCCCUAUCCCCUCCCCCGCGGCUCCCCGCCCAUUGCGCGCGCGUCCCGCCUAUAACGCGCCCGCCCCGGCCGAAGGCGGGUGGGCAGACGGGGCGGCCCCGCGUAUAUGGCUUCCAGCUGCCCCCUUCGCAGCUGUGGCCCGGGCUUUUCGCCGCCGCUGCCGCCUCCAUGUACCCUUCGGGGCCCCCCGGCCCGGCUCCACACCCUCGCCGCCGGCGGCCCCUGGCACCUUCCCGGCCCGGGCCUCCGCUCCUGCCCCAGGCGGUGGGGGAGGAGGAGCCUCCGCCUCAGGCCUCUGGCCGGGGCCCGUUGCCCGCAGUGCCUGCAGCGCCCCCGGGGUCGGGAGGUAGCCCGGGGGCGCCAGGCUUGGCCGUGAAGAUGGCCUUCCGCAAGGCCUACUCAAUCAAAGACAAGCUCCAGGCCAUCGAACGUGUGAAGGGUGGGGAACGCCAGGCCAGCGUGUGCAGGGACUUUGGGGUGCCCGGGGGCACCCUGCGUGGCUGGCUCAAGGAUGAACCUAAGCUACGCUGGUUCCUGGACCAGCUAGGUGGAGAGGUGGGCACCCAACGGAAGAAGAUGCGGCUGGCCAACGAGGAGGAGAUCGAUCGGGCUGUCUAUACCUGGUUUCUCACCCUGCGCCAGCAUGGCAUCCCACUCUCUGGCCCCAUCAUUCAGGCCCAGGCAGAGGCCUUCGCCCGCCAGAUCUAUGGGCCUGAGUGCACUUUCAAGGCCAGCCAUGGCUGGUUCUGGAGGUGGCAGAAGCGCCAUGGCAUCUCCAGUCAACGAAUCUAUGGUGAAGCAGAGCCACCCCCUCCACCCCCUGCCUCAGCUCCAUCACUGCCCACUGUUAAGACUGAACCAGACCUCGUGGGCAUGGGAGACCAUCCCUCACCGAUGCAACCCCCAACCCCUACUGAUGGAGGCUAUGGAGAUGAACAGAUCUACAAUGCCAAUGUCACUGGACUCUACUGGAAGUUGUUGCCAGAACAGGCAGCCCCACCUGGGGAAGGAGACCCUGGAAGUGGAGGGCGGAGGUGGCGAGGGGACAGGGUUACAGUGCUACUAGCAGCCAACUUGACUGGCAGCCACAAGCUGAAGCCUUUAGUGAUUGGGCAGCUGCCUGACCCACCCAGCUUGCGUCACCACAAUCAAGACAAGUUUCCUGCCUCCUACCGCUAUAGCCCUGAUGCUUGGCUUAGUGCCACGCUGCUCCGUGGCUGGUUCUUUGAGGAGUUUGUUCCAGGUGUCAGGCGUUAUCUUCGUCGCAGCUGCCUGCAGCAGAAGGCUGUCUUGUUGGUGAAUCACCACCCUGGGCCCAGGCCACAGGGCCCACGGCCACCCUCCCCAGAAGAGAGUGAGGAAGCUGGUGAACAGCCAAGGGCAGCUGGUGGUCUGGGCCCAGGGCCAGCCCUUUGCCAUCCUGAGGAGUUGCAGACCCCUGAUGGUGCAGUUCGGGUGCUUUUUCUGUCCAAGAGUAGCGCCCGGGGUAAGAUUCCAGCACCUUUGGAGCAAGGGGUGGUAUCUGCCUUCAAACAGCUGUACAAACGGGAGCUGCUAAGGCUGGCUGUGUCAUGUGCAGGUGGCUCACCUCUGGACUUUGUUCGAAGCUUCAUGCUGAAGGACAUGCUCUAUUUAGCUGGUCUGUCUUGGGAUCUGGUCCAGGCAGGCAGCAUUGAGCGAUGCUGGUUGCUGGGUCUCAGAGCUGCCUUUGAGCCCCGUCCUGAUGAUGAAGAACAGUUGGUCCAGCCCCACCCAGGAGCCUCUGGGGAGGAUGAGGAGGCAGAGGAACACAGCAAGGUCCUCAGUGAUCUAACACACUUGGCUGCCCUCACUUACAAGCGCCUAGCACCUGAGGAUGUGGCAGAGUGGCUGCACCUGGACGAUGGGGCCCCAGGCUUGGGGGAGCCCCCAGAGGGUGGGGGGGAAGAGGAUGAGGAUGGGGGAGGUAGGGAGUAUCCCCCUUGUGGGGGCUUCCCACCACUGGCUGGUCCACCCCAGGGGGAGGAGGAUUCUGGAACAGGAGGAUCAUCACCAGUGCCCACAGCUGGGGAGGCCAUUAAGGGUCUUGAGACAGCUUUGCGGUGGCUGGAGAGUCGUGAUCCCAGGGAGGUGGGACCUUUGAAACUAGUGCAGCUUCGAUCCUUAAUCAGCAUGGCUCAGCGGCUUGGGGAAACAGGGCCCUAAUUCUGUAUCUCCUGAUGGCCACUAAAAGGGCAAGACUUAGAGAGUAAAGAGCCUAGGACCCAACUGACCCCCUUUUUUACUUUUGUACCUUUAUAGGGGUAAGUUAAUUGGCUCCUAUCCUUUCCCCUCUCCAAAAUUGUGGAUGCCCCUGCAACAACUUGGAGGCCAAGAGCCUCAGAGAUGGCACUGGGGGAAUGAUACCCUACUCUCAAAGUCACCAAAGGGGACUGGACUGGUGACAUUAGGGCCACCACCAAUAAUGGGCUGAAACACUACUCUUAAGUCAUCAGCAAAGAAGCAGAGGGUAGGAAUGUCAGGGAGAAGGCAACUUCAGAGGACAGUUGCUUAGGAUGGGGUAGCAAAGAGCCAUCUUAGCCAGUACCCCCCUUAUACCCACACGUGUCUAUACUUGGGAGCCCAAGAGGCUCUAUCAGGGAGCAGCUUUCACUGUGUUCAAAACCUUAACCUUUUCUGAGGCUCCCUGAGCCUAGAGCUAUUGGAAGUCCUCUUUGAGGGUGUCUUUUUUAAUGCCCCACGUGUGAUAUAUCCAGCCCCUCACACAGAAGGCCUUUCACCCAUGUCCCCUCUUCACCUUCCAGCACUCUUCUAAGUGGGUUCCCACUAUAUCCUUACCUUCCUCUCCUUUUUCCCUCUCUGUCUUCCCAGUCACAUGCACUGGAUAAGGGCCUGCCUGUUCCUCCUCUUGAUGGAUGGAAUCUGUGAGCCCUGGUGCUGGGGUUAGCUAGGGCUUGCUGUAGCUUUUUAAUCUUCAAAAUGGGGAGGGAGGGAACUGACCACUUUUUUAUAUAUACAUAUAUACAUAUUAAAAACAACACAAACCUAGAGCCAGUUUUAUAAGCCAGACCAUGGAGGGGGCACCAGGGCCAGGAGCUGGUAAGGACCUGGCUCUAGACUGGUCAGGGGAGUAGGAAGGAUGCCCUUUAAGGGAGAUACUAUGAAUCUGCCAUCCUCAGGCAGACUUGGAAGGUGCCAGCCCUGAGGUGUUAGCUAAGCUGCCCUGGGGGUUGAGCCAAGAAUGAUCAUUCACAUGAACAAGUCAAGAAUGUCUGAGAUCACUCAUGAAUUUGAAAAAGGGUUCUUAGUCUGGCUUUGAUGGGGAGAAUUCUGUAGCACCUAGGCUGUCCUAGGGAAUGACCCCAGGAUCCCUAGUUUCUGUAACCAACUUGGGUUGUAGAUUUGUUCAACUUUUCUCGGUCUCUGGUUUUUGUGAAAGGGAUUUUAUGUGUGGUUUGGGGGUUUGGGUUUUUUUUUUUUUUUGGUUUUUAAAGAAAAAUUAACACUUUCAACAGUUUUAUUAUAGAUUAUUGGAGUGUCUGAAUUUGGGCCCCCCAUGGGUCUCCUUCCAGAUAACUUGAAAAUAACCUCUUUUUAGUCCUGCAUGUUUGUGGCAGUCAACAAUGGCACACCUUCCUGAGUGUGUGCAAACUUUGUGCCAACCAUUGGCUUUUGGAAAUCAUCCACCAAUUUCUCUGUGAUCGAAACUACAACAUCCUUCUAGGAUCAAUCACUGAAUUUUUAUAGUGUCAGUGUCUGGAGGUGAGAAUGGGUCCAUUGGAAAAAAUCACUUGCAUUAUCAACGUCUUUCACCCAGCUUCCUGGUGGGGAAAGAUCCUUUGGUAAGACUUUCUCUUUGUGGGUGGACCUAUCAAGGUAGUGAGUCUAUUUUCAAAGUUGGGACAUGAUCAGACCCAAAAGGACACAAAAUUAACAAGGGCCUGGGGUUCAGGUAGGAUUUGGUGUGAGUUUUGGGGAAUCUUGGCAGCUUUUGUUUAUCUCCUGAGCAAAUAUUCUAGAAAGAACUGUCUGGAAAGGGGGAGGAAAAUGUCCUUAGUGCCUCUUAUGUUUGUGACAUUCACACUGUCUGCACCAUAGUCCUGAGGCCUAACCUGAACUGCUGUUCAGAGUUCAUUAUAACUUAGUUCGAGCCCAGUGUGGGGAUAGGAUUUAAAGAGGAUUUGAAAGAACUCUGUCUAGUACUCACAACUAUGUGGCCAAUGUCUUUGUAGAUCAUUUUAGGCACUUAGUAUAUAGUAACUCCACCCAACUGGGGUUAAUGACUCUCCAGCCAUCCUCUGUCCCUACUUCCUAUUCUCCACCUCCAAACCCCAACCUUCAUUUGCUCAAUGUGGAACUUUGAAAAUAAGGAGUCAGUGUGAAGAAGAUUCUAUUGGAAACAUGACCUUUUGGGAGGAAAUUGAAAAAUGCUUCACAGAUUACUCUAUAUUAAUCACAUCAGUUUUUGUGUAAUUCUUAAAAAGCUAUUUUUCUUUGAGACCCAAGAGUCUGAAUCCUCCCUUUUGACUGUUGAAGAGAUCAGCAGGGUAAUAUCGAACACAGGGAAAUAACUUUGCAGGAAAAAGGGUAUUUUGAGUGAAGACAUUGUCAGUUUGGGGCUUAAUAUAUCUAGUCUGCAUUCAACAAAAAUAUAUUAAGCACCUACUGUGUGCAGUCUUUUUUUUGUGCUAGGGAAAAUACAAAUACCCUGUCCUCUUGGAGCUUACAGUCUAGUACAGAGAUAAGACACAAGUACAAUUAUAAAGUGAUGAGUAAUUUGAAAGGUACAAAGUGCAUUGUGAAGUCUUAAGUAGUAAGAGAACCUUACCAACCAGGCGGUUCAUUAGUUUUCCUGAAGGAACUUGACAUUUGGAUGUACUUCAGCCAUAACUAGCAUUCAUGUAGCACUUCACAAGGUUUGCAUUAAGAUAUCCCAUUUGGUCCUCAGAGGAACCACCCUGAGAAGUUGGUGCUUUUAUUAUCCACAUUUUACAGACAAGGAAACAGGGUAGAGUGACUUGCCCAGGAUCACAUAGUUGAUAAGUGUCUGAAGCAGGAUUUGAUCUUGGGCCUUCCCUACUGGGUCUUUAAAGGAUGAAUAGGAAUGUAAACAAAGGGACUAGAGGAAGGAAGCUCUAAGCACUAGAGUAGAAGAGCACAGCAGCAGGAAAACAGUUGAUAGAAUUGUGUCAUUAGGAUGAAAUGUAGAGGGGAGAAAUAGGGGAGGCUUGUAAGAUUAAACUGGUGACAGAUUGUUUAGCCUCAGAUGCCAGGGAAAGAAAUUUGAACUUUGGUUUACAGUUGGAAACUACUAAAAAUCAGAGGAGUGAUAGAACCUACCCUGUGCAAAGGAGAGGUUCUUCUAGCAAUAGGAUGAAGAAUGAAUAAGAGGGGAGAGAGAGGGAAGGUUAAAGUAGCAGUUAGGUUAUCCUAAUGGGCCACUCAGGUAGAAUGUCUGCAGGGUAGUGGUAGUGAAAACAAGAGAGGCCAAGAUGUAUAACAUUGGAGAGCAUUAUGGAACUAAGCAUGAGAAGUGAGGGAUGGGGAAAGAACAAAUAUAGCACCAAGGUAUUAAACAUGGCAGACUAUUUCAUUAUUCCAUUUGAGGAGCUGAUUAAGAAUCUGUCCAGUAUUGCAGACAAACUGUGGGAGUAUUCCUAGUACUCCAAGCAGCCAUGGAUAUUAUUUUGGUUUGGAACUGGAAGGAAACAUUGAGUCCAAAAUCUUUACAGUUGAGAAAACCAAAUCCCACAGAGGUUGCCUAAAGGCACACAGAUAAUAAACAGAAAAGCUGGAAGUGAAACCUAAAGUCUUCCCACCCAAAUCCAGCCCUCCUUCCACUCAGAACCUGACUCAGCUGAGAAGCACUGGCAGUCUGUAUGAGGAAUAGUAGGAUUUGUUAUGAAGAGGUUAUGGGAUAUGAUGGGACAUAACUUUGUGAUCUAACUACAAAACCUGACCAAAGGCAUAAGCUCAGUGCUUAGCAGGAGCUAACUUCCCUGGGUUGGAAAUUCUGGGUCGAACUUUUGAUUGAUUUGUCUUUUUGCUAUGUGAAGACCUUGGAAGUGUAGGGAUCAUUCAUGAUGAGCUUUUCAUUAUCUCUGUAGUGUUUGCACAUUCAAAUCCCCCAACCAGUAAAUGAACAAAGAUUGCUAACACUUUGAUCAAUGUGCUAAUCUGGCCACAGGUUUAGUGAUAACCUGUCAGUGGAGGUAUUCACCAAACCCUCCUGGUUUCCUUGGUUCUUUACCUAAUCAGGCCUGGGCUUUGAGUAGUAUUCACUAUUCAACAAACUUUUACCAAGUGUAAGCAGGGGCAACUUGGUCAAAUGGAAAGUAUGUUGGGAUUAGAGUAAGAAGCCAAUUCUGAAUCUGAGUUCUUCUAUUUGUGUUACCUCUUAGGAGCUAUACAAUGAUGGAAUUGGACUAGAUAAGCUUUAAGGCCCCUCCUAUGAUAGGAUGAUAGAUCCAGGCCUGGAGUCAGGAAGACCUGAGUUCAAAUCCAUCCUCAGACACAAGCUGUGAUCCUGGGCAAGUCACCAGCUUUGGGAAAAAUCUAAAAUUGAGUGUUAGAGGACUUGAGUUUAAAUACUGGCUUGGCUUCUCACUACUUGUAUAACCUCUAGUGAGUCCUCUCCUCCUUUGAGGCUACAUUUUCCCUCUCCAAAAAAACAUGGUUAGACCAGAUCCUUCCAACCCUUGUUCCUUUGAGGUUAAGACUUGUUAUGUCUAGCCUCAUAUAUUGCUAAAAAUAAUGAACACAGUCUCCAUAUCAAUGCUCUGUGGAAAAAGCAUCUUUGUAGACCAACAGAGGCAGAAUUCAGAGAUGCUAUGUUUUGCAGAAUAGAAGUGAUAAGUGGCAGAAUUGGAAGAUACUUCAGAGAAUUAGCCUGGCAUUUUUAUAGGAAGUUAAAGAAACUAAAGCUGACCCUCAGCAGACCUGGAAUUGGGUUCAGUUCUCCUUACUACUGAUUAGGUGAUCUUUCUACCUUCUAGAAGUACUUAUUAUAUUCAAGGACUGCUCUAAAGUACUAGGCAGAGGGUGGAAGAAAAAUUAGGAAGGAGGAUUGGGGUGGAAUACGAAUUUGAGACAAAAAGGCACUGAUAGCUAAGGAUAUCAGGAAGGCCACUUGGGCUAAACUUCAAAGGAAGCUAAGGGGCAAAGGGGAGAAGAAAACACAUUCCAGACAUUUCUGAAGUUGUGCAAUUGGAAAGAAGGCUGUAUUCUCAGGACUACCCAGCAAUUUGGUGGUGGAGUCAGGACUAGCCAGCUUUGGUUGGUCUUCUGACUCCCAGAACCCUUUGAUGUUUCCAUAUCCCCUAUAUUUCCAAAAUGUUCUUGUGGAGAGGAGAAGCAUCAAAGCAUAAACUAUUCCUAUUGUACCUGUUUCCUGUAACUACCUAGCCUUACUACAAUUUCAACCAGAAGCAUUCUUAAACAUUUCCUCUCAAUGAGAGUUUAGCCUAACAAACCUGUGGAGCAUAAGACUUGCAUGUACCCAAUUCUGCCUUCCCUUAGGGAGCAUCCUAGCCAGAGGAAAUGGGCACAACACUCUCCUGGAGAGCUUACAUGGUAACCUGAAGUCCCUUCUGUUUUGUUUUGGUUUUGUUCAGGUUAAAACAGCCUGUUUCAGAGACCUGCCAAGAGAAGGCAACUCUGAGAGUUAGACUAGAUGAUGGUGCUUUUACUUCCAAACCCUAUGGCAUAGGACUGGUAGGAGGAGAACAUUACAAGGUGGCAGAUUUCAGCUCUAUGGGGAAAAACUUUAGAAUGAGAAGCAACAAAGGAAUAUGGUCUUUAGGUAGUGAAUUUCUUACCACUGGAGAUGUUGAUACAGACACUGGAUUGAUAGUAGCCAAAGAUGAUGUGGAAGAGUUUAACUGACAAGAAGAUAGUUCUAGUCCUACGCUUUUCCAAUUCUAUGAGCCAAGCACUGUGACCAUCUUUCUCUAAGAAGGGGGCUCCUAGCAGAAGAGUAUGCUAGGUAGCAAGAAUUCUACUAUACUUGGAAUGGAGUUUGAAACCCAACUCAGCUAUUUGCCAAAACUUAAGAGGCAACUCAUGUCAUCUCUUGGAUCCUUGGUUUUUCCUUCCAUAAAUCAACAAAAAUUAUCUGUCUUAUGGCUCUAAAACCCUUACAACCUAUGGACUGGUUCCCUAAUUUCCAAGAGCUCAGGGUGAAACAAAAUCCUUUGCAUCAAUCCUCAACUUGAAUUGUUGCCAAAACUUAAGAGGCAACUCAUGUCAUCUCUUGGAUCCUUGGUUUUUCCUUCCAUAAAUCAACAAAAAUUAUCUGUCUUAUGGCUCUAAAACCCUUACAACCUAUGGACUGGUUCCCUAAUUUCCAACAGCUCAGGGUGAAACAAAAUCCUUUGCAUCAAUCCUCAACUUGAAUUGCUACAUUAAUAAAAAUAUCUGACACUUGUAUUAGCAUUCUUUACAAA
This is a messenger RNA of Monodelphis domestica (gray short-tailed opossum), 8988 nucleotides long. It is a transcript of the gene TIGD5, whose product is annotated as tigger transposable element derived 5. Gene Ontology annotation, molecular function: DNA binding. NCBI's taxonomy places the organism in Eukaryota, Metazoa, Chordata, Mammalia, Didelphimorphia, Didelphidae. The record is from RefSeq and is a predicted model, not a curated record. Gene Ontology annotation, cellular component: nucleus.